GGACGGUAUUGGCUGUGUGUCAGAUACUCUUAGCAGAGAUGUAUCUCCUCAGAAAAUCAUAUAAAGAGGUCAAAUAUUGAUAGAGAUGUCCGAACGCGUAUUUAGGCUAAUAUGUAGGACAUAUAUAAACCACCAGUAGUGUAAUGUGGAAAAUUACAUCGCUGAAGGGGCGUGGAAAGUUAUUGGCCUUAAAACGUCAUCGCAAUUUUAUCCAAUGGGGGCUUCGUUAUGCAAAUGACAGAUUCUUCUAGGAAGUGGGAUCCCAUCGCUGCAGUCGCUACUUCAGCUAUCUUCGGUUCUGUGAGGGCGAGCUGGACAUCAGGCUGUCAUGCUUUUAUAGACACGUUAAACAAAAGAAAACCUGCGAACAUAAAUAAGGCCUGCCGCUUUUAAGAAGCAAGCAACUGACCCACAGUUUUCCUGCUGAGGACCACAUCACUGUGACUUCACAUUUCUUUGGACCUUUUGAAACGAAUUUUCAUUGGAGGCAAACUUGAACGUAAAAUAAUAAUCAUGAGCGCCCACGAAUCCGACGUGCACACCAUCUCUCCCGAGAUGCCAGCAAUGUUUGAUGGCAUGAAGCUGGCGGCGGUGGCCACGGUGCUUUACAUCAUUGUCCGCUGCUUGAACCUCAAGAGCCCCACAGCACCCCCGGACCUCAUCUACCAGGACACUGCUGUCAACCGCUUCCUCCUCAAGUCCUGCUCUCAGUUGACCAAAGAGUACAUUCCUCCAUUACUGUGGGGUAAGAGUGGUCACCUCCAGACGGCACUGUAUGGUAAACUUGGUCGGGUGAGCUCGCCUCACCCUAGUGGAAUCAGAAAAUAUUUGCCCAUGCAGGAUGGGGCGACUGCGACCUUCGACCUCUUCGAGCCGCUGGGGGAUCAUCGGACAGGAGAUGACAUCACCAUGGUGAUAUGCCCCGGUAUCGGUAACCAUAGUGAGAAGCACUACAUCCGGACCUUUGUGGAUUAUGCACAGAAGGAUGGUUAUCGUUGUGCUGUGCUGAAUCACCUCGGAGCUCUUCCCAACAUCGAGCUUACCUCUCCACGCAUGUUCACUUAUGGAUGCACAUGGGAAUUUGCAUCCAUGGUUGGCUACAUUAAGCGGGCAUACCCUAACACCCAGCUCAUUGUUGUGGGCUUCAGUCUGGGUGGAAACAUCGUUUGUAAGUUCCUGGGGGAGAACAAGGCUAACCAGGAGCGAGUGCUGUGCUGCGUCAGCGUUUGUCAGGGGUACAGCGCGCUGAGGGCCCAGGAAACAUUCCUGCAGUGGGAUCAGUUCAGGCGCUUUUAUAACUUUCUCAUGGCCGACAACAUGAAGAAAAUCAUUCUGUCACACAGGCACAGUCUGUUUGGAGGACAUUCGCUCAAAAUGAUUGAUGCUGAUCUAAGUCGGUUGUACACAGCAACAUCUCUCAUGCAGAUUGAUGACAACAUCAUGAGAAAAUUCCACGGCCACCGCUCUCUCAAAGAGUACUAUGAGAAAGAGAGUUGUGUACAUUAUAUUCACAAUGUCAAUGUGCCACUGCUGUUGGUGAACUCUGCGGAUGAUCCUCUGGUUCAUGACUCAUUGCUCACCAUCCCUCGCACGCUAGCAGCAAAGAAGCCGAAUGUGAUCUUUGCCCUGACACUUCACGGAGGCCACCUGGGCUUCUUUGAGGGUGCAGUCCUCUUCCCCCAGCCUCUCACCUGGAUGGACAAAGUGAUCGUGGGUUACGCCAAUGCCAUUUGUCAGUGGGAGAAACAGAAACCACCAUGCCAAAGUGACCACCUGAGUGAGGGCUCCUGCUUAAAGGAGAAAGCAUAAA
Messenger RNA from Pundamilia nyererei, 1810 nucleotides. Its product is annotated as abhydrolase domain-containing protein 2-A. Gene Ontology annotation, biological process: medium-chain fatty acid catabolic process; acylglycerol catabolic process; steroid hormone receptor signaling pathway. The transcript is spliced from 11 exons. The coding region runs from base 514 to 1809 and encodes 431 amino acids. The record is from RefSeq and is a predicted model, not a curated record. Gene Ontology annotation, molecular function: acetylesterase activity; monoacylglycerol lipase activity. NCBI's taxonomy places the organism in Eukaryota, Metazoa, Chordata, Actinopteri, Cichliformes, Cichlidae. Gene Ontology annotation, cellular component: sperm plasma membrane; sperm flagellum.